GGCAUCCAGCGCGGGGCGAGCCUCUCAGCCGGCCGGGAUGGCCACGACGGCCGAGCUGUUCGAGGAGCCUUUCGUGGCAGAUGAGUAUAUUGAACGUCUUGUAUGGAGAACCCCAGGCGGAGGUUCUAGAGGUGGACCUGAAGCUUUUGAUCCUAAGAGAUUAUUAGAAGAAUUUGUAAAUCAUAUUCAAGAACUCCAGAUAAUGGAUGAAAGGAUUCAAAGGAAAGUAGAGAAAUUAGAGCAGCAGUGUCAGAAGGAAGCAAAGGAGUUUGCCAAGAAGGUACAAGAACUCCAGAAAAGCAAUCAGGUUGCCUUCCAACAUUUCCAAGAACUAGAUGAGCACAUUAGCUAUGUAGCAACCAAAGUGUGUCACCUUGGAGACCAGUUGGAGGGGGUAAACACGCCUAGACAACGGGCAGUGGAAGCUCAGAAAUUGAUGAAAUAUUUUAAUGAGUUUCUAGAUGGAGAAUUGAAAUCUGAUGUUUUUAUAAAUUCUGAAAAGAUAAAGGAGGCAGCAGACAUCAUUCAGAAGUUGCACCUAAUCGCCCAGGAGUUACCUUUUGAUAGAUUUUCAGAAGUAAAAUCAAAAAUUGCAAGUAAAUAUCAUGAUUUAGAAUGCCAACUAAUUCAGGAGUUUACCAGUGCUCAAAGAAGAGGUGAAAUCUCCAGAAUGAGGGAAGUAGCAGCAGUUUUACUUCAUUUUAAGGGCUAUUCCCACUGUGUUGAUGUUUAUAUAAAGCAGUGCCAGGAGGGUGCCUACUUGAGAAAUGAUAUAUUUGAAGAUGCAGCGAUACUUUGUCAACGAGUAAACAAGCAAGUUGGAGAUAUUUUUAGUAAUCCAGAAACAGUACUGGCUAAACUUAUUCAAAAUGUAUUUGAAAUCAAACUACAGAGUUUUGUGAAAGAUCAGUUAGAAGAAUGUAGGAAAUCAGAUGCAGAGCAAUAUCUCAAAAGUCUCUAUGAUCUGUAUACAAGAACCACCAAUCUUUCCAGCAAGUUGAUGGAGUUUAACUUAGGUACUGAUAAACAGACUUUCUUGUCUAAGCUUAUCAAAUCCAUUUUCAUUUCCUAUUUGGAGAAUUAUAUUGAGGUGGAGACUGGAUAUUUGAAAAGCAGAAGUGCUAUGAUCCUACAGCGCUAUUAUGAUUCAAAAAACCAUCAAAAGAGAUCCAUUGGCACAGGAGGUAUUCAAGACUUGAAAGAAAGAAUUAGACAACGUACCAACUUACCACUGGGGCCAAGUAUUGAUACUCAUGGGGAAACUUUCCUGUCCCAAGAAGUGGUGGUUAAUCUUUUACAAGAAACCAAACAAGCCUUUGAAAGAUGUCAUAGGCUCUCUGACCCUUCUGAUUUACCGAGGAAUGCCUUUAGAAUUUUUACCAUUCUGGUGGAAUUUUUAUGUAUCGAGCAUAUUGAUUAUGCUUUGGAAACAGGACUUGCUGGAAUUCCAUCCUCAGAUUCUAGGAAUGCAAAUCUCUAUUUUUUGGAUGUUGUGCAACAGGCCAAUACUAUUUUCCAUCUUUUUGACAAGCAGUUUAAUGAUCACCUUAUGCCACUAAUAAGCUCUUCUCCUAAGUUAUCUGAAUGCCUUCAGAAGAAAAAAGAAAUAAUUGAGCAAAUGGAGAUGAAAUUGGAUACUGGCAUUGAUAGGACAUUAAAUUGUAUGAUUGGACAAAUGAAGCAUAUCUUGGCUGCAGAACAAAAGAAAACAGAUUUUAAACCAGAAGAUGAAAACAAUGUUUUGAUACAGUAUACUAAUGCCUGUGUAAAAGUCUGUACGUAUGUAAGAAAACAAGUGGAGAAGAUUAAAAAUUCCAUGGAUGGGAAAAAUGUGGAUACAGUUUUAAUGGAACUUGGUGUACGUUUUCAUCGACUUAUUUAUGAGCAUCUUCAACAAUAUUCCUACAGUUGUAUGGGUGGCAUGUUAGCAAUUUGUGAUGUAGCUGAAUAUAGAAAGUGUGCCAAAGACUUCAAGAUUCCAAUGGUAUUACAUCUUUUUGAUACUCUGCAUGCACUUUGCAAUCUUCUGGUAGUUGCCCCAGAUAAUUUAAAGCAAGUCUGCUCAGGAGAACAACUUGCUAAUCUGGACAAGAACAUACUUCACUCCUUCGUACAACUUCGUGCUGACUAUAGAUCUGCCCGCCUUGCUCGACACUUCAGCUGAGGUUGAAUUCACAAACAAAGUGUGUUGUACUUCAUCAGGCCUCGGUUGAUAGAAAGCACAGGAGAUUCCUUAUGACACAGCCAACAUUUUAUGGAAAAAAUGACUGGAAGAAAACAGCAGCCAUACUGACCUUUGAAGUUUUAUUUGAAAUUUGGACACCCCUAGCUGUAUUUUGCUUUUUUUUUUUUUUUUAAGUUGAAUUUUAAUUCCAUUCUUUAUUUUAUAACUUUCAAAUUCUGUAAAACUGUGUCACUGUUUUCAUCCUAGAAAAUGUUGGUGUCAGAAGGCAAACAAAAUUUACCAGUGUUCCUGUUCGGGUUCUUUAACAUAUUCCAUCUUGAAAAUUUACCAUCCCAUUUUUCAUUAAGAAUGGGUGAAAUACAACAAAACCACAUUUAUUUAUUCACCAAUUUUUAUUGGCCUUUUCAGCACUGGCAAUUGUUAACCAAAUUAUUUUAGGUUUUCCUAAAGAAUCUUUUGCCUUUUUUGAAAGUUUAACAAUUAAGCAUAAUUUCUGUAGUUGGUUGAUUGGAGUGUUUUCUAAGAUACAGCAUCAGUACUAUUCCAAGAAAAAUGUUAUAAACUAAACUAAAAUGAUGAAAUGUUUUACGUAGACCUAGUGAAUCAGAAUACAUCUGUUUUCUGGGUAAAAGUAAAGUUUACUAUUUCUUAUUUGGUAAAUAAAUCUUAAGCCAAUUCUAGCAAGAAAUUAAUAAAACUACCUUAUUUUAUAUUUCACUUAAGGUUGAAGACCUUAACUAAAGGACCAUAUUUAUUCAUUAUUUUAAUAUUAUAAUGGAAGUAAAAAAAGUAAGAUGUAGUGAAAAUGGUGCAUAUGAGAAAUAUUGACAAUGUUUAGCAAACACUGCAAUCCUUUAAGAUUUCUCUCUAAUGCUAAACUUGAAUAAGAUGGGAUAAACGUGCAAGUAGUCUACUUUAAGAGGAAUUGGGAGUUGAUAGAUAACAUUAUAUACUGUAAGUCUGGAGACAAGCUUUACAAAUACUGUUUACUUUUCAGGUCUCUAGGUUUUUUCAUUGUCCUUUUUCAAGGCAUUUCUGAAGUUAUUCCUACUUAGAUAUGAUUACUCAAAUUGGCUUAAUAUGGUGACAUAAUAAAUCACUUACAAAAUUUUAAAGAUCAAGCAUAAAUUUAGACCAUUACUUUUAAGCCUUAAAACUUGCUCAGUGAGAAUGCAUUCUAAUUAUAUGUAGUGUUUCAGCUUCCAUUCUGUUGUUUAUAGUCUUCUAGAAACCAUAUAAAUUUUCAAUUCGUUCUUAACAUUUUUUUUUCUUUCAUAUAGGCUUUUUGGCCUAAUUUUGAAAAACUGCUUUUCUUCUAAGAACCUAAUUUUGAAUGAUCAACUUUACCAAACCUCCCAGGCCCAGAGCUAACUACUAUUUAAGUUACUAUUGACUGAAUUUUCUUCAUUUUCUGUUUAGCCCAGUGUUAUCAAGGUAAGCAAGGAAAAUGCAGUAUGCCAACUUUCAUUAAAGCAUUUUAGGACAUUGUGGUAACUUUAAAAGGCUUUCCAGAUUUCUAUUCCUUAGCCAAGGGAGAGCCAAAAGAGGUUUUGGAUACCAGAAAAAGUCAUAUGCUUGUACUAUUGCCAUUUUAGAAAGCUCUGAUGUGAAUUCAAAUUAUACCUCUGUUACUUAAAGCCAACUUUUAAGGCAGUAGUUUUACUGGCCAUUUGAACUCUUUGUACAGUGUCAAUUUGUAAAAAAAGAAAAAAGAAAAGAAAAAAAAUCUCAAAUAAAACACGAGAUAACACUUUAAGACUUCCGAGUCAGAAGCACUUCAGAUUAUUUUGUUUGAAUUAAUUUUUAAAAUGUAAAGCAUAUACUUGUUGCUUAGAUAUUUUGUUAAUUAUCAUUUCCUUGCUUGAGUUCUGUGCAAUAUUUUCCAUUAUGUCCAUUGAGAGGACAGUGACAAAACUCAUGAGUGAAUACUUAAUUUAGAAGUGUUAACAUUAAUGCUCAAUAAACAAAUUCCCUGUGAUUGUUUACUUCA
Molecule: messenger RNA, 4175 nt
Organism: Marmota flaviventris (yellow-bellied marmot)
Lineage: Eukaryota; Metazoa; Chordata; Mammalia; Rodentia; Sciuridae
Gene: Exoc5
Product: exocyst complex component 5
Biological process (GO): exocytosis; Golgi to plasma membrane transport
Cellular component (GO): exocyst; cytoplasm
Source: RefSeq, a predicted model, not a curated record